Molecule: messenger RNA, 1190 nt
Organism: Paraphaeosphaeria sporulosa
Lineage: Eukaryota; Fungi; Ascomycota; Dothideomycetes; Pleosporales; Didymosphaeriaceae
Exons: 1
Coding region: 359-1138 (259 amino acids)
Biological process (GO): peptidyl-proline hydroxylation to 4-hydroxy-L-proline
Cellular component (GO): endoplasmic reticulum
Molecular function (GO): procollagen-proline 4-dioxygenase activity; L-ascorbic acid binding; iron ion binding
Source: RefSeq, a predicted model, not a curated record
AAGACGUGAGACGAUCAGCAUCAUUAAUGCAACGAAGCCAGAGGAAACUGAGUUGGGGAACAGUGGGUUAAGGCAGAAUGAUUCCUGGCGAUAUUGAGGAAGAUCUGAAGUUGUCGAGUUACGGAAGCUCCACGCCAAGUGGGGAUCAAGCACAUCCUCCCACAUCGCGAGACGCUGGAACCCACUGCGUUUCAGAGUUGUGACGAGCAUCAACCUGAGGAUUAUUUCCCCAACACGCCACGUUCGCAAUCAUUGUCAUAAUUGCGACAUUUCAACUCCUUCUGUAUUGAGUUUUGAUCGGUCCAUCACAUUAGAAUCUCUCCUACGCGCGCCUACUUGAUUGACUGCCACAUUCACUAUGCUCAAAUCAUUUCUUACACUAUCUCUCGUAGUUCUUCUCGCAACAGCGGCCUUAACUGAGAACUACACAUGUCCCCAACAUCUUUACAGCGUUCAGAUCUUCUCCGAAGACCCACUCAUCAUUUACAUACCUGACUUCCUGACUACAAGCGAAGCCCAACACCUCGAGUCCGUAUCCGCGGGACGCUUCACCUCCUCACAAAUCGCCGAUCAAUCCGGCCAACAGCAACUUGCGUCGACUCGCACAUCAAGAUCGACAUCACUACAUAGCGAUGAAGUAGUAAGAUGCAUCGAAGAGCGCGCGCUGCAAUUCCAAGGUUAUGAUAUCCCGCGCACGCAUCUGGAGCCUCUACAAGCAGUCCAGUAUAGCCUCGGAGAGAAAUAUGCGCCGCACACGGAUUGGUUCACUUCACCGCUCCAGACAACCUCGGAGUAUGGCGGCAAUCGGCUUUCGUCCUUCUUCGUGUACAUCAGCACAUCUGAUGAUAUCGUUGGCGGUGGGACACAGUUUCCACUGCUCGAUGCACCGAACGACGAGCGAUGGUGCAAAUACGUGAAUUGCGAUGCUGGCUGGGAGGACGGCGUAACUUUUCGACCGAUUUCUCGAAACGCAGUGUACUGGCGCAACCUUCGAGGCGGGAAGGCUGGCAAAGGGAGGAUGGGUGACCGGAGGACAUUGCACUCUGGACAGCCGGUGCAGAGAGGGAAGAAGCUCGGUAUGAAUAUAUGGACGAGAGAGACUGAGUUGCACAGAAUGUAUAGAAGUGAGGUAAUUUGAAAGAUGGAAGGAAGAAACCGAGAUGGCGUAACAAGGUGAGAUCUCAGGAAAU